Molecule: messenger RNA, 1515 nt
Organism: Plasmodium falciparum 3D7
Lineage: Eukaryota; Apicomplexa; Aconoidasida; Haemosporida; Plasmodiidae
Source: RefSeq, a predicted model, not a curated record
AUGGCUAGUACUACUUUAAAGGAUUCAAAAAGUGGCGAAAAAGAGAAUGAAAAAAAGUCAUCUACAAAUGAUAAAAAAUAUGACAUAGCAAAUGAUGAGAAUUAUAAAAAAUUAAAAGAAGAUAAAAAGAGAUUAAAAAAGGAGUUGCUAUAUAAAGAAAAUGAAAUAAGUAAUUUAAAAAAAAUAUUAGAUGACCGAGAUAAUGAAACUAAAACCAAUUAUAUACCUUUAAAUGAAGCUAGGAAAAUUACUUAUAAAGCAUUAAGAAAAGGAUCAGCAGCACAAUUAUUUAUAAACUUAAUAGAAAGUAAUAAUAUAAAUUAUAAAUUAAAAAAAGAAGCUCUUAAUAAUUUAAUUACUAAUGCUUUUGGUGUUAUGCGUCAUGAAAAAAAAGAUCGAUAUUCAGAAAUUUUCAAAUAUACAGAUUCACAUUUAAAAUUAUUUAGACAAGAACAGUUAAUACUACUAGCAGAGAAUGAAAGAUUAACAAUACAACUCAAGGACCUAAAGAAACAAUUAUUAGAUAAUAAAAUAGAAUAUAUGAAAAAAAACGAAAGGAACUUAAUAACAUGUAUGAAAAGAAAUGCAAAAGACAAUAACAGAAUUUUUAAUAAAUAUAACAAUAUAGAUAGUAAUUAUACUAUUUAUAAUAAUAAUAAUGAUGAUGAUGAUGAUUAUGUAGAAUUAGAUGCCGAUAUUGUUGAAAAGAAUUUUAAUAAUUUUAUAAAGAAUAUAAAAAUAGCUCAGUUAAAAUUAUUAUAUUAUGCAUUUAGAAAGUUGAGUAAUAAUUUGUGUUAUAACUAUGAUCCCGUAAAUAAUAAUACAAGUAUGUUAUAUUCAUUAAAACAAGGAACAGAAAAGUUAAAUAACAUUAUAAAAUAUAAAACAAAUAAAAAAAUAUCAAAUAUAUUUUAUAUGUUAUUAUUCUAUAAUUCAAAUCAUUUUAUAUAUAAUAGAAUGAAAAAUAAACAAUACAGUAGAAAUAACAAAAAAGAUCAUAUGAUUUUUUCUCAUCAUAUUAAUGAAUAUAGUAGUAAUAGUAAUUAUCCUAAUUUGAACAAAAAUAAUAACCAAGGAAUAUCAAAUUAUGUUUUUAAACCUUAUUAUUAUGAUACAUUACCAAGUGCGUCAUAUGAUAAUAGAAACAAAAUAUAUAAUAAAAAUGAAGGUAAUAAUUAUGAUUAUAAAUAUAAUAAUUAUAAUAAUAUAGAAUCAUCAAUGUCUAAAUUCAAAAAAGAUUGUAUUAUAAGAGAUAUAAAUUAUAAGGACAGAUUUUAUUUUGAACCUAUAUUAUAUAAUAACCAACGAGAUAUUAAUAAGCAUAUGAAUAAAACAAACAAUAUGAAUCACACUAAUCUACACACUAAUUCUUAUAUUGAUUUAACAAUACAAAAUAAAAAAGAAAAUACACAAAAACAUACAUAUUCUAGUGACUUUGAUUUUAUUAAUGAUUUUAAUUCAUAUAGUAAAGAAAAAUUUAUUGAUAUGUUUAUAACAGAAACGAAUAAAACAUAA